Molecule: messenger RNA, 1710 nt
Organism: Babesia sp. Xinjiang
Lineage: Eukaryota; Apicomplexa; Aconoidasida; Piroplasmida; Babesiidae
Exons: 8
Coding region: 1-1710 (569 amino acids)
Biological process (GO): cristae formation
Source: RefSeq, a predicted model, not a curated record
AUGUGUACACGUAUAGGGCUCUCCGGAGCGUCCAUACUGGAGCUUCGAUGGAAGAGCCUUACCAUUGCCAAAUCAGGCAUACCUCUCCGUCUGAAUACGCCAAGAUGCUCCAUACCGAAUAUAUCGUGCAAUAUAAACAGAUUUCGAACAUUAUUAUCGGCUGAAUCGCUAUUCCAUCGCCAAAUUAGGUCACUAUCCCAGUUCAAUAAGUCGCAAUUCACGACCGACUCGUCGAGCCGCCAUAGGUUUAAAACAACCAAGAAUGACCAUCAUAAUGACAAAACUGAUGAACCAGAAUCCAAUGUGAAGACACCAAUACGGGAGAAAUUGUUACGUAGGAAAAAGGCGUUGCAUCGUGCUGUGGCACGUUUGAAGAGCCGAUUGGUCUUGUUCAAAGUGUUUACAAGGUACCGGGAAUACAGAAGAUCGCAUUGGAACCUUGAAUACGCUAAGCGUUACUUCUUAGAGAAGAGGUUAAAGUUUGGCGCAACGCCAAGAAAUGCUUUGCGCCGAAAGAAGAUGAAAGAGCUGAAGGAAAAGGUUGUAAAGAAUUCUACAGCGCUAAAAUUGAGUGCUAUGUUUGCCAUCAAGAAGUACGGUAAACUUGGAGCCGGGAUAUACUUAGGUGUCUAUGUGGUCACUCUAAUUUUCAUGAACAUACUAACUUUCAAUGGGUACCUUUCGAGCAACGAUCUGCGACGCGUCCUCGAGCGAAUCAACAUCACCCAUUUCCAAGUACCGGAUAUGGAUAGCUACUUCGCAAAAUUCACAGUAGCAUAUAUUGCCACUAAGGUAGUGGAACCUCUAAGGUUCAUAGUGUCUCUUCUACUCGUGAUGGCUGUGAACCGCGCGAUGAAACGACGAUUCCGGAUGGAAGAUUCGACGAGUCCGGCGCCCAGGCUUUCUGGGAACGUCGAUGAAUACAAAAGCAAGCGCUCAAGGCUAGAAAGUAAUCAAAGGCUAUCAUUAUAUGAUUAUUUGGAGUUGGAACCAGGUUGUACGACGGCAGAUAUACGUAGAGCAUACUACCAUUUCGCGCGCUUCUUACAUCCAGAUAAGUGCCAAGAUCCAGCGGCAGUGACUCUGUUAAAUGAUAUAAAAAGCGCCUACGAUGUUUUGAGUGACGAAUACAAACGUAUGCUUUACGAUUUAAAAAAUGGGUUCGCCACGGAGGAAGAACUUUCAGAACAACUCCUCACACUCACAGAGGGAUUAAAAGAACGAUAUCGCCAUUUCCUGCAAGAUAAAACGCAGACGUACAUUGUGUCGGUUAUCCAUGAGUACUAUAGAGGUGGAUUGGUAAUCAAAAAGGCGCUGUAUGGCGAUCUGAGUCUGAGGAACCCAGGAAAAAUUACUCCCAUAGAAACAAUAGCUGAGAGGCAUCUAAGAGGUCCCUUUAUAGAAGUAACUGUCCAACUACAGGUACUCAUCGACCACGGCGUGCUGCAUAUAAACCCGGGGGGACCAAUGUCAUACGCAUUUCUACCUGGUUUCUAUAAUCCAUUGGAUUUGGGUGCGCUACAACCUGAUGCCGAGUGCGAGGGAGAGACUCAGCUGUACAUCUUAUACCUGUUCAGGAAUGAUGUGCACGAAGUGACCAUAUGUGAUGGCACACCUUUUAAGCUACCGAUGCGAGCUCAUCGUGUUUACGGAUCAUACAUCAAAGGACCCUACGCUGUUUCAAACCUGGAGGCGCUUGAGUCAUUCUGA